Messenger RNA from Mesorhabditis spiculigera, 684 nucleotides. NCBI's taxonomy places the organism in Eukaryota, Metazoa, Nematoda, Chromadorea, Rhabditida, Rhabditidae. The record is from the annotation of a GenBank genome assembly.
AUGAAAACCUUCGUCGUCAGUCUACUCCUGGCGACGCGCUUACAUGAAGGUAGCUUCGCUGCGCCUGCUCGUACCCGAAGGAACGCUGCACUAGUCAGCGACACACCCGGGAUUGCCGACGACGCAACAGCGCUACCCUCGCCCGUCAGCGUCGACGAUCAACAAUUGGAUAAGAUAGGAACGUCGUGCCUGACCCGUGGCGACCACGAGCAGCUGGCCGGCGGCAUUCUACGGCACGGCAUGGCGCGCGUCUUCAACGUCAAAUUGGCCAACGAAGCGCAGAAGGCGAUUGGGCUGGCAGAGCUGCGGGCCGUGGCCGGAUUUGCGCCCCCCAGACCGUGGGCAGCGUUUCGGGAGCCAUCUUUGAGCAACGAGAUCGACGCAGCGACGCCCAUCGAGGAAUACUACGCACUGAGGGAGCCACGCAGCGAGGCGCGCAGUUUGGAUAGCGCCGAUUUCUUUGAGUGGAACUUCCCGCCGGCCAUCGACUUCUUGGACGCACGAUUCCCCGCCAUUCGCCUCGCCUACCGGCACACAUUCCAGGCAAUCUAUCGUCGUCGUCAGACCGGCGCGAAUGCGCGAAUUGACCGGAACACCGUUGAGCGGAUGAUCGAUGGAUAUCGCGCCGUUUCCCCGCGUGUCGGCCAUGUAAUCACAACCUUGAUCUUGAACGAUGAUUGCUCG